AUGGGUUAUGAGACUAUCAUCUGUAUGGAAUUUUUUACGUCUUUAAUGUUAGCGGCACGGGGAAAGAAUACUAUCGGAAUUUCGAAGAACUACAGAAAUCCUUAAUGCCACUCAAGCUUCAAAUGUACACUUUAUCUUGAACCGAGUAUUAACUACACUAAAAUAUACAGAUGACCUGAAGUAGAUUCCCCAAAAGAACCUCUACGAGCCUUUACAUGUGAAUACUGUGUAUAGUUCUGUAGUCAUCUCUAUCUGCCCAGAUAAAUUGCAUGAUGGUACUGCACAAAAUCACUUAUCGUGACUCUCUUAUCAGAAACCCGAAGAAAACCGCGGGCCAUUCGAUGCCGCCGACUUUCCCGCCUUUCCUUCGGCACCCACUCCCCAACCAGCAGCCUUACAACUCACCCGACACUGCAAUUCAACAGAAGAACCAGCGUCUGGUCAGGUUCUCGUGGCCCUUUAAACCGGCCAUGCAGUCCAUGCCAUUGCUGCUCAGGCAGUCCCUCCGAUCAACCGUCACCUUCACAAGAACCUCUCGUCCGGUCCGAUCACCUCUUCAUUCCGCCGUUGGCCCGAAGCCUCUACCAGCUGGCUCACGGCGGCAGUUUUCGAUUUGCGUACAAUGCCAAUUUCGGUCGCAGUUUGCUCUGUACUCAUCAAAUGAGACUGAAAAGUUGAAAGAUGGAAAGACUGUUGAGCAGCCGGCGGACAAGGACCAGCCUGCUACAGGUUCGUCCGAGCGGAGCUCAACAAUUUAUCUCGGAGCGGGGAGCUUGGAGCCUCCCCCGUCUGCCAAGGAGGGGAAUGAGACUGAAGAGGUUCAGCAACAGGAGGUUAGGGAUGACGCGAAAUUCCAAGGAACUGAGAGCAGUGGCCUGCCAUCGUAUUUGGAGAACCGCAGGUCCCAGGUUUCCAAGCAAUUUACUACCAUGAUGGAUAACCUUCAAUCCAACAUUUUCGUGGCAGGCCAGCGAUUGAAUGAUCUGACUGGUUAUUCAUCCAUUGAAGCACUUAAGAAAGAUAUACACAGUCAAGAGGAGCGACUCCGAGCUGCCCGCCUGCGAGUCCGUGAAGCCAAAGAUGCAUAUGCAGCUGCCAUCAACAAUCGAUCAACUUCACAGCGUGAAGUCAACGAACUUCUCCAGCGGAAACAUGCCUGGUCAGCAUCAGACCUGGAACGGUUCACCCACCUCUACCGUAACGACCACACCAACGAAGUAGCCGAAAACGACGCUCAGGAAGCUCUAUCAGUAGCAGAACGCGAGUCCGAGGAAGCUGCCGCGCAAUUGAAUAAAAGCAUAUUGUCCCGGUACCAUGAGGAACAAGUCUGGUCUGACAAGAUCCGCCGCAUGAGUACCUGGGGUACCUGGGGUCUCAUGGGUGUGAACGUUCUUCUCUUCCUGAUCUUCCAGAUCGCCGUGGAACCAUGGCGCCGGAAGAGGCUAGUCAAGGGAUUUGAGGAGAAGGUUAUUGAAGCCAUUGAGAAGGAAAAGGCCAUGAACCACGUUGAGAUCCUGGCUCCUGUCAAUGCCACUCAGCAGACUCCCGCCGCACCCCUUGCCACAGACUCAUCCGCUCCUAUCGUCGCAGCUGCACCAUCUCAAGCUGCUGAAGAAAUAGCCUCCAACGCAGUCUCGGCCGAAGUACCAGACGUCCCAGAGUCAGCGACUCCCGUACCCGACACGACAACAACACCCGACAACCAGAACACCCUGAACGACCUUCUCGAAUCCGCCAAAUCUCAAGUAUCGCGUUUCCCCCCUCCUACCUCCGUUGAAUCCUGGCGUCAGUAUAUCAGAGAUCUUUUCAGUGAUCGCAACCUAGUCAUCACCCAACGGGACCUGUCGUCCCUCGCUCUCCAGAGUGCGGCUGCUGGCGCAGCUAUCAUGGGUCUAGUGAUUGCUCUUAUCCGGCCGCGGUGAAAUGACCGCGUGCAGGCAUGUCAGGCUAGAUGAGCCAUUGUAAUUAGCGUGCCAUUAAUUUGUUUGAAAAUGCUGUGUAUAAAUGUGGCAUAGAUAUUCACAUAGAGCAUUUGUGUAACAUAGUCUUGAAUGAAUGAUUACCUGUUAUCAUUACCCUAUUUUGGAGUUCGC
Messenger RNA from Aspergillus pseudonomiae, 2093 nucleotides. RefSeq names its product putative mitochondrion biogenesis protein (She9) (gene she9). Gene Ontology annotation, cellular component: mitochondrial inner membrane. The transcript has 2 exons. The record is from RefSeq and is a predicted model, not a curated record. Gene Ontology annotation, biological process: inner mitochondrial membrane organization. The coding region runs from base 270 to 1922 and encodes 550 amino acids. NCBI's taxonomy places the organism in Eukaryota, Fungi, Ascomycota, Eurotiomycetes, Eurotiales, Aspergillaceae.